Messenger RNA from Diabrotica balteata, 2123 nucleotides. The record is from the annotation of a GenBank genome assembly. Lineage: Eukaryota; Metazoa; Arthropoda; Insecta; Coleoptera; Chrysomelidae.
AUGGUUUAAAAGUUUAAUUAAAGAAAUUUUAACCUUACUUUAUUGAUACUUUCAUUUUAUUCCUAUUAGCAUAAAACAAUGUGCUUUAUUAUUUACACAACCUUGUAAAAUUGUUGUAGUAACUAUUAGAAUACUUAAAUAUUGCAAAAAGCGGAAAGAUUCUAUAAAAUAAAUGAAAAAAUAACGAAAAAUACAAAUUAUCCACACUAAACAACGUUUGUUUGGAAAGUGAAACUGGCAGAUGUCAAUCAAAUCUACGUCAUCACUCCUGUGGUCCAUUGGGAUUGGUUAACUUGACAGAUCGUGCUUUGAACUAUUUUGCUAAAUUUUGACAGUGACAUUUGGAAGGUGAAGUGUAAAUAAUCCAAAUAAAAAGUCAUUAACAAUAUUUGUAAAUAAAAAUGUCUGCAGAACGUAAAAAUGCCAGCAGUAAUCAAAACAAUACUCUUCCUUUAGACCCUGUAUCUCUACAGAAUCAAUUACUUGUUGCUAGAAAAGAAAUAAAUAAUUUAAGGCAACAACUUAAUACUCUUAAUCAUGUUCACCGAAAAGAGCUUGAUUACAUCAAUAAGAAAUUGUCAGAAUGGCAGUGUCUAUCUUGUAAAAAGAAUCAGUGUAGUUCACCCCAGCCUGCACCAAAUUUAGAACAAGAUUUUACAGUCAACUACAUAGGCAAAAUAAGCACUAAAUUUCCAGAGAAAAGGGGUACUCCAAGGCAGCCCGGUAUAUGUAAAGAUAUGACAGCUAAACUAGUACUAGAUAAUAAUGUUUUCACAAAUCCAGAACAUGCAUUAGAUGGGUUACAAGAGUACUCUCACAUGUGGAUCUUAUUUCACUUUCACAAAAACGAUGGCACACAUGCAAAAGCUAAAAUAUCUCCUCCCAGAUUAAAUGGUGUUAGAACUGGUGUAUUCGCUACAAGAUCUCCUCAUAGGCCUGCUCCUAUAGGAUUGUCACUAGUUAAGAUUGAUAGAAUAAUGGAUAAUACUAUCUAUUUCAGUGGUGUAGAUAUGAUUAAUGAAACCCCUGUGUUAGAUAUUAAGCCAUACAUUCCCCAAUAUGACAACCCAAUAUAUUUGAGCAACACAAAUGACAGUAAUAGUAAUAGUACUGCUGACCCUGGAGCUAGUACAUCAAGAAUUUCUAGACCAACUUCACCAGAUGAGGUAGAUUCUGGUAGCCAUAGAAGCCCCCAAAUAAUAAAUAAUGAGCGCACAAUGGAUGGACAGGAAAAUGAAAGAAGAGAUCAGAUUGUAGGUGCUCCUGGUACGAACAAUGACCAUUCUAGAUCAGAGGAAGCAUUGUAUGCUCGGUCAAACUCAAGAAUAGGUGAACGUGAAGCUCCAGAUGGAGAAGAAGAAGAAUCUCCUAGAAUUACACAACCUCCAGUAGCAUUACCUGUAGCAACUACUCCAGAAGGGCAUAUUAGAGUGCCAGCUUGGAUUGAUCAGCCAUUAGUUCCUAGAUUGACUGUUGUAUUUAAAGAUAGAGCUUUAGCACAGCUUUUACAGCUUGGACCAGAGGGAGUAGAUAAGAAAAUAACAAUUUCCAAUGUACUUCGAGAAGAUCCUCGAUCAGUUUACUUAAGGGAAAGAUGGGGCAGCCACUGUUAUGUAUUUAGAAUAGCAGACUUGCAUGUUUCCUGUAAAUUUAAUGACAAUGCCCAAGUUGUCACAGUUUAUCAAAUUUUCCAAAAUAAUCAACUGCAAGGUACUGAAGAAUAAGAAAGAAAAUUGUAAUACAUGAAAACAGAUUUUUUUACAAUUUGGAAAGAAUCAGGAAUGUUAUUUAUCACAGACAUUUAGCCAUUAGAUUUUAGAGGAAAAUGACGCAGUAGAGCCAUUAGACAUCAUUGAAGAAUACUUAUUAUUUAACAUAACUCAUUUAGCAUCUCUAGUAAUAGCCAUUAGUGGAAAAUAUUUUCUCCUACGGUUUCUGUGCAAUCAGAAUCUGAUCUAUCGUUCAUAAUAGAAUAGAUGCUGUGUAAUAAAUGCGUUAUUAGUGAUAUAGAUUUAUUCUUUGACUUAAUAUAUUAUGCAUAAUCUAAGUAAUUUAUUGUAACACUCCACAUGAAGUGUAGAUUACAUGAACUGAUGAAUUAUAAUUAAAUAUAAAAUUUACAA